CACAGCAUCUACCUACCUCACCCUCUAAUCUCUAUCCUCCUCCCUCCCCAAGUUUCCCAUUCAAAACCUGCCCUGUCUGCCACUUUCUGAAAACAACCCCCCCCCAAAACACCGCGAAAAAUAAUAUCUAUCAUGUCCGGCGUCACCGAAUUCAUCUCCUUCCCUGUCUCCCCCGGCGUCAAACCCGAAGACCCCGCCAAUGAACCCGGCGCCGCCCUGCUGGAUCACUUCCGCGCCGCGAAACAGCAGGCUGGAUAUCUGAGCUCCGCGUGGGGGAGGACGGUGGAAGAUGAGGGGAGGAUUGUUUGGGUUAUUGACUGGAAAGACGCCCACUCCGGCACAGGAAGCACAGCGACCACCCUUUCGCCCUUCCUCCCAACUGAUAACGACAACCAACCAAGCAUAACGACCCUCUUCGCAACCCUCACACCCCCGCUAGCCAACACCCUGCCCACCAACCCGAUAACCGAACUCUUCACCCCCUCCUUCCCCACCACCAUCAGCGGCCACGAAGCCGCCACUGCCACCGCCACCGCCGCCGUGCACGAAAACAUGAUCUCCUUCCGUCGCGAACUCCUCGAGAAUCUUCCCGCGGGAACAGCAGGACCCGUCUCAUUCUCCAUGGGGCAGGUGGAAAGGCCCGGGGUCAGGAAACAUGCGGGGAGUCCGUCUGGGGAGGCGUGGGGGAUGGUGGUUGUGGCUGGGUGGGAGAGUUUGGAGGCACAUUUGGAGGCGAAGAAGACGGAGGCGUUUGGGAGGGGGAUUCAGCCUCUUAGGGAGGUGAUGCUGAAGGGGGUGGGAGGGGAGGUGGUGAUGAGGCAUGUGGUUUUUAGGGGGGUGGAAUGAUAGGCAGAUGGGCAGAUGGGCAGAUGGGCAGAUGAGUGGUGGGGAGGUGCAUGGGUGGAUGUGUGUAUGUAUGAGAGGGAAGAAUGUACAACGAGCAAUAAUUGGGUAGAACAUAUUAUUAACGGGAGCUUGAGAAGAGCGCUUUUCCAAUAAAUACAUUACAGCCGGAAGAGAAAAUCCUCAAAGGAAGAAAGAAAACACGAG
This is a messenger RNA of Aspergillus heteromorphus CBS 117.55, 1050 nucleotides long. RefSeq lists its product as uncharacterized. The record is from RefSeq and is a predicted model, not a curated record. Lineage: Eukaryota; Fungi; Ascomycota; Eurotiomycetes; Eurotiales; Aspergillaceae. The transcript is spliced from 2 exons. The coding region runs from base 133 to 846 and encodes 237 amino acids.